Trichomycterus rosablanca is the source of this 642-nucleotide messenger RNA. Its product is annotated as signal transducer and activator of transcription 4-like. Gene Ontology annotation, molecular function: DNA-binding transcription factor activity, RNA polymerase II-specific; RNA polymerase II cis-regulatory region sequence-specific DNA binding. Lineage: Eukaryota; Metazoa; Chordata; Actinopteri; Siluriformes; Trichomycteridae. The record is from RefSeq and is a predicted model, not a curated record. Gene Ontology annotation, biological process: defense response; regulation of cell population proliferation; response to peptide hormone. The transcript is spliced from 6 exons. The coding region runs from base 1 to 642 and encodes 213 amino acids.
AUGAGCCAAUUGCGACAACCUAAAAACAGAAUAAACAAGAACUUGGCAUUCUUCGUUGACCCACCAAAGGUCGGAUGGAAGCAGCUCUCUGAGGUUCUGAACUGGCAGUUCUCCUGCACCGUCGGCCGAGGCCUCAGCAAACAACAGCUAAACGUGUUGAGAGACAAAAUUGUUGGUGAACGUGCGGAUGACUGUGAAGUGUCUUGGUCUCAGUUUUGCAAGGAGAACAUGCCAGGGACGGGCUUCAGAUUCUGGCAGUGGUUGGACUCUCUGCUGGUGCUCAUUAGGAAGUUCUUGCAUCCUGUUUGGGCUGACGGGUACGUCAUUGGUUUUGUAAGUGAAGAGACGGUGCGAGAGCUGCUGAAGGAUAAAGAAUCCGGGACCUUUCUGUUGCACUUCUGUGAAAAUAAUCUGGGAUCGAUCACUUUCACCUGGGUGGAGCGAAAAAACGGCGAGAUGAAGUUCACCACGGCGGAGCCCUACACAAACUACAAUCUCAAUGCCACGACCUUUGCUGAUAUUAUUCGUGACUAUAAGGUGGCGGCGGAUGGAUCUGUCUCAGAGAACCCGCUGAAGUUUCUUUACCCCGGGAUAACGAGAGAUGAAGCAUUCGGAAAAUAUUACAGCAGAGGAACCGAGUGA